This is a messenger RNA of Pangasianodon hypophthalmus (striped catfish), 2861 nucleotides long. RefSeq names its product lipoprotein lipase (gene lpl2a). The coding region runs from base 139 to 1623 and encodes 494 amino acids. NCBI's taxonomy places the organism in Eukaryota, Metazoa, Chordata, Actinopteri, Siluriformes, Pangasiidae. The transcript is spliced from 10 exons. Gene Ontology annotation, molecular function: lipoprotein lipase activity; apolipoprotein binding. Gene Ontology annotation, biological process: lipid metabolic process. The record is from RefSeq and is a predicted model, not a curated record.
UGUACUAUUUCCUCAUUUCCUUUCGUCUUAUUCAUUCAGUCUGUUUAGGAUGUCGUGCUGUUGCGUUUUGGCCAAAUUGUGAUUAAAAAUAAUUUUUAAAAAAAUCUAAAAAAUAUCCAAGUGCGCAAAAAUUAAGAAAUGAACAUUCGCCCAUUCAAAUGUGUCUUCUGUGUCUUCUGGCUCGCAGCUCUGGAGGGACUGUCCUGCACACUCAGUCUCCAUGAUAACUUCUUGGAGCCCCUCAAGAGCCUGGGUCUCCAGAGGGAGGCUGGUGAGGCCCAUUCCAAGUUUUCUCUAAGGAAACCAUCAUUGCCUGACGAUGACAUUUGUUACAUUGUGCCAGGCAAAACUGAAACCUUGCACAACUGCAAUUUCAACAGCACAGCCAAAACAUUUCUGGUGAUACAUGGAUGGACGGUGAGUGGGUUGUUUGAGAGCUGGGUGGCCAAACUGGUAGCUGCGCUGUAUAACAGAGAGAAAGAUGCCAAUGUGGUAGUGGUGGACUGGCUGGACACAGCUCAGAAUCACUAUGGCGUGGCGGCGCAAAAUACUCAAGAGGUGGGACAAGAGGUUGGUCGCUUCAUUGAUUGGAUAGAGGAGACGACCAAUAUUCCACUGGAGAAGAUUCAUCUCAUUGGCUACAGCCUCGGUGCCCAUGUUGCUGGAAUCGCAGGUAGCCAUGCCUCCAGAAAAGUUGGAAGAAUAACAGGUCUUGAUCCAGCAGGACCAGAUUUUGAAGGAGUCCACGUGCACUGUCGGCUCUCUCCUGAUGAUGCCCAUUUUGUGGACAUUCUUCACACCUUCUCAGGAGGAACCCUGGGCCUCAGCAUUGGUAUCGAACAGCCGAUCGGCCAUGUGGACAUCUACCCCAAUGGAGGAAGCUUCCAACCUGGCUGCAACCUGCGAGGAGCCCUUGAGAACAUCGCACAUUAUGGAUUGCUUGCAAUGAAUGAAGUCAUCAAGUGUGAGCAGGAGAGAUCGGUCCACCUGUUUAUUGACUCCCUCCUGAAUGGAGCAGAGCCCAGUAAAGCCUACAGCUGUGGGAGCAGCACCAUGUUUGAGCGUGGAGUGUGUCUCAGGUGCCAUAAGAACCGUUGCAAUACGGUGGGCUAUGAUGCCAGGAGGGUUCGCAAAGCCCGCAGCGUGAAAAUGUUCACCAAGACCCGAGCCUCCAUGCCAUUUAGAGUUCAUCAUUAUCAGCUGAAGAUUCACUUCACAGCACAGACAAAUCAGUCUGUGACAGAAUCCAUGUUAACAGCUUCCCUUUACGGCACCAAUGGCAAUGCGGAAAAUCUCCAUCUUAAUGUAAGAGGAAAAAUUGGCACCAACACGACCCAUUCCUUUCUCUUGGUUACGGAGGAAGAUAUUGGUGAACUGCUGAUGCUUAAGUUAAAGAUGGAGUACUCUUCCUCACUGCUGAACAUGAUGUGGCCCUGGUGGAACGGAGAUUCCCCUGAACUUCAUGUCCGAAAAAUAAGCAUUUGGAUCGGGGAGACACAAAAAAAGGUUGUAUUUUGUUCAAAGGAUCUCCAAAAUACAAAUCUGCUUCAUGAGGUGAUUUUUGUGAAAUGCAAAAACACAUGGAGGAGAUCGUCUAUGAGGCGCAAGUACAAAAGCGAAUGAGAAGAUAAACUCUAACCCACUGGGAUGAAGCACUUGAAUUAUUAUUUAUUCUGAUCUUAUUUAUUUACCGUAUUUGCAUUUGACCUUAGGGUUAUGUACAUUUUAUAUUAUUGUAUUGUAUUAUUGUAAUUCAUUUAAAACAUUCUUUUUUACAAGCACUUCAAUUUUAACUCAUGGUUGUUUAAUGCAUAAUGAAACGGUACAAAUUUCUGUGAUGGAGAUUUAGUAAAGGCCAAAGACUGGAUGCUAGCAUAUUAAACACCACUGCUGUGCUCUGCUCCUGAACACAGCACUCAGAGAAGCUUAGUCUCAAACCAUGUGUGCCAGAGCUGACAUCAGAGGACUGAACCGAACAGUGGAUUCAGUUAGAAUAAUUAUGAAUGUCUUAGAUUAGAUAUUAGGUUAAGUUAGAUAUUAUAUUAGAUGAAAUUAUUAUAUUAUGUUAUAUUAUGUUAAGUAAGAUUACUUAUUAGAUUAGGUUUGAUUAGAUAUUAGGUAAAAUUAUAUUCGUAGAGAUUAGAUUAAAUAUUAGACUCGACAUUGGGAUAGAUUUAAUUAUAUAUUAGAUUAGAUUACAUUAGAUAUUUGAUUAGACAUUAGUUUAUAUUUGGUUAGAUAACAUUAGAAAUUAGGUUGCGUUAUAUUAGAUAUUAGCUAAUAUGUUAAGUUAUAUUUGGUGUUAAAUCUGAUAUUAGAUUAUAUGUUGGGAUAGAUUCAGUUAGAUAUUAGAUUUGAUUAGAUAUUGGAUUAGGUUAGAUCUUAGAUGGAUAUCACAUUUUUAGCAUAAAAAAUAACCCUAGAUUAGAUUAAGAGUGUAGACUCCAUGAGCAGUUCUUUGAAAAGUAUUUGAACUUCCUAAAAUAGUUUUGUACUUUGAUAAAUCCUGAUGACUGUAGAACCCAAAAUGAUUCCCAGAUGUCUUUCUUGUUUUCAUUUCUUGUCUUGUCUUUACUUGAAGGCACUGAAUGUAUUAAAAUAUUUUGGAAUAUUCUUUUAAUUCUAGACAUCACAUUUUAUUUUAUUUUUUAAUCUGGCCCUACUUUAAAAUGUCUAAAUGGCUAACUGAUAGCAAAGAGAUCUGCUAACCCAGAGAGAAUCUCAGAUUUGUGUUGAAUGUGUGAUGUUUUGCACUUUAAGACAAUGGGAAAUUUUCUUUUCUUUCAUUGUAAGUCACUGUAUAAUAUGAAACAUUAUACAUAUGUGAAUAUGUAAAAAUAUCAAAUAUCUCAAUCAAUAAA